UCCUGGUCAUCAUUACAUGUCCCCUUCAAGGCUAAGGGGACUCUCGAAGGUGGAAUGGAGACAUCACUCCGUCGCCCACACAGCCUUUGGGGAGUCUGCUGCCGCUUCACAAUGUCAAACUUCACCUCCAGGGACAUGGUUUUCCUGGCUGCCUGUGUAUUUGAGGUCCCAUAAAUUGUUUAAGUCUAUCUGUUGUUGUUUUCUCUUCUGCACUCAAAUACAGUACAGUAAUUAUCUACGGGGUGUACAGACGCUUUCAAUAUUGUCACCACUUGUACACUACAGUACAGUACUACUACAUUCCAGAUCCCUAUGAGAUUCGUUAAAUGCUUAUUGUGCUCAAAAUUGUUAGACAAGAGAAUGAUACUUCCUCUCCUCAUAUAUCCUGGAUGCAACAAGUUCUGCUUCCACCAAUAACUCCAACCAACAUUUUCAUUUGCUUGGGCUCUGCUAAAUAAUUUUCUUCAUUUUUAAUUUCCUCAAUUGAGAAACUAGCCUCAUAGUUACUGAACUGUACUCUGUGUUCAGGUAAAACCAACCAUCACAGCCUAAUGGAUAUUCUAUGUUUCUAUAUAGUAUUUGUAUCUAAAUGAUGCUACAGUUCUGUAUUGUAUGUACCUCAUAUUGUUUAAAUUCCUGCAUUCCAGUAAACCCUUGGAGCUGGAGAAUUUCUCUUCCCAAUCCAACAUGUUGUGGCAACAGUAGAGAAGACUGAAGCACAAAUCGGCCUUGGGAAAGUUUAUAUCGUAAAACAUUUAUGUAUUAAUACUUUACCCCUUUGAUGUUCCUUUUAAAUGUCUGUAGCAGCAGCUGUAUGGUGGCCAAAUAAUUGUACUCAUUGAUGUAGCAGGUAACACUGUUGCCUGGGUUAUGUUAUUCCAUUAUUUUACCUUUACGUCCUUCUUUGUGCCCUACGGCCAUAACACCUAAAAAUGUUUAUCAGUGCAGCUCUUACAGUUGUGGAUUUAUUAGGACAAAUAUUUAACCAAAAGUUUUAAUUGCUUUUCUCUCCCUAAUGUCUGAUCAAUGUGUCUGUUUACCACUGUACACUACGUCUAAACCAAAGGCAAGUCAUCCCAAAGAUGUGGUGAUAACUGAUGAACAUCCCAAAACACUCCUGCUCCAAAAACAUGCUGACUACAUUGUUGGCUACAGCAAGAAGAAGGAGGAUUAUGAGUUCACAAUGACCGAACACUUUCGCAUGUCCGGCAUGUACUGGGGAAUUACAGCAGUGGAUCUCCUCUCCCAGCUGGAGAGGAUGGAUCGUUCUCAGAUAAUUGAAUUUGUUCUUCAGUGUCAGGAUCAAACUCGUGGUGGAUUUUCCCCAAGUCUCGGCCAUGAUGCUCAUCUUCUGUAUACACUCAGUGCUGUCCAGUUAUUGGUAAUAUUAGACAGCAUAGAGGAAGCAGAUGUUGAUGGUGUAGUGAAGUUCAUUGUUGGGCUGCAGAAUGAGGAUGGGUCAUUCUCCGGUGACCAGUGGGGAGAAGUGGACACCAGAUUUUCCUUCUGUGCCGUUGCUUGCUUGGCUCUACUUAAAAGACUGGAUGCCAUUAAUACCGACAAAGCAGUUGAGUUUGUUAUGAAGUGUCAAAAUGUAGAUGGUGGGUUUGGAACAAGACCUGGGUCAGAGAGUCAUGCAGGGCAGAUCUACUGCUGUGUUGGCCUCCUCUCUAUUACAGGUCAGUUACACAGGAUUAAUGGUGACCUUCUGGGUUGGUGGCUGUGUGAGCGUCAACUGCCAUCUGGUGGACUGAACGGACGACCGGAGAAGUUGCCAGAUGUGUGUUACUCGUGGUGGGUGUUGGCCUCUCUCACCGUGCUUGGAAGACUUCAUUGGAUUAACUCCAGUAAAAUGCGUCUCUUCAUCAUGGCAACGCAGGACCCUGAGACUGGUGGGUUUACAGACCGGCCAGGUGAUAUGGUUGACCUUUACCACACUCUCUUUGGACUCGCUGGUCUCUCAUUACUCGGAGAAACUGGCCUUAAACAGAUCAACCCGGUGUUCUGUAUGCCUCAACAUGUACUAGAUCGUAUCUCUGUCUCAGUCCAGAUAAUGUCAACUUGAUUAGAUAGGUAAUAGAGUCAGUCCUGGAUAAUUCAUGAUGGAAGGAGUAGCAUUAGAGUAUAUGCACUGUGCCUCUAAUUUAAUCCCAUUUCUUUAGAAAUUUGCAGUUUCAGUAAUUGCAACUAUUCACAGAUUUUUCCUGCAAAGUUAACAGUGCAGAGGUGAAUAAAAAAUGCUUUUGGUGGUGUAAAGAAGCAGCAGCAGCAGCUAUUAGAUCACAUGGUUUGAACUGUGAGAAGUGCUCAACAAAUAUUAUGUGCUAUUUCUAUGUAAUUACACACUUUUCUUAUGAAAAAGUUUGGCAACUUGUGGUGACAUUAUCCAUAUUGGAUAUAUUGUUAGAGCUUAUGAGAAAAUGUUUGGUUCACAGCUGUUGACAUUACAGGUUGACAACCCUUUAUCCGAAAAGCUCUGAAAACCGAAAGUUUUUUGUGGAGUAAUUUUUUUUUUUUUUUUUACGGGGAUUAGCC
Molecule: messenger RNA, 2535 nt
Organism: Homarus americanus (American lobster)
Lineage: Eukaryota; Metazoa; Arthropoda; Malacostraca; Decapoda; Nephropidae
Gene: betaggt-II
Product: geranylgeranyl transferase type-2 subunit beta-like
Exons: 7
Coding region: 1016-2065 (349 amino acids)
Biological process (GO): protein geranylgeranylation
Cellular component (GO): Rab-protein geranylgeranyltransferase complex
Molecular function (GO): Rab geranylgeranyltransferase activity
Source: RefSeq, a predicted model, not a curated record